AUGUCUGAUCAAUUCGCUAAUCUACACGAGUAUAUUGCCAGUUUACCAGCCAAUGUCACACAAAACAUUUACGGGCAUCCGGCAAGUUGCUUAGCAAUAUUCCGUGAAUUACCAGUUCUUGCAAGAACGAUCAUUAUGAGAUUUAUUUGUUUGCCGAAUUCGGAAGCCACUGGACAGCCACAGCCACUAAGUCAAAGUGUUGUUUCGUCGUGGAUUAAUCCAUCGCAUCAAAAUACUUAUAAAAGCAUCAGUCGAAUGCUCGUCCAACUUGGUAUUUGGAAUGAAGUUGGCACUGAUUGGCAAGUGGAUGCGACGUUUAGAAAUAAUUUAACUGGCGCGAUCUUUGGAGGGACAACCAGUUGGCUUGAUGAAACAGACUCAUCGUCCACUCCAAGUGAACGCAAUGCGAAAAAACUAGAAGAACUCAAUAUUUACUCUUCAACUCGAUGGGAUUGCGUUCUACAAUAUCUUGUUACUCCGGAUAAAGGACAAGUCACUCGUGACACAAUCGAUGUUUUUCUCCAUGCUAAAUUGCUCAAAAGAAAUGAAGACACGUCAUCGUCAAACACUGAUCCGUAUACAAUAACAGGCUCUGGUUUUAAAUUCCUACUGAUGAACCGUCGAUCACAAGUGUGGUUCUUCAUUAUCAAUUCAUUAGAAACACGGCAGCAACGCGGCGAAGAUAUUAGUGAACAUUUGAUCUUUUUAUUCCAAUUGAGUUUUGCGACAUUCGGCAAAGAUUAUUCGUGUGAAAAGUUUAGUGCAAUAAAAGAAAACUUCGUUCAACAUCUUCGAGAGCUCGGUCUCAUUUGGCAAAAAACCAGAAAAAUCAAACGUUUCUAUCCGACGAAACUUGCGAUUGAAUUAGCAUCCGGUUUAGCGACAAGUGCAUCUGCAGAGCAACAACUCGGAGCUGAUGAAAUUCAAUCUGGUUUUCUCAUUGUUGAAACAAAUUAUCGUGUUUAUGCUUACACAAACAAUGAUCUUUAUUUGAAAAUUAUCGAAUUGUUUUGCAAGAUGCUCUAUCGAUUUCCGAAUAUGAGUGUUGGACUUAUCACCCGGCAAAGUAUUCGAAACGCAUUGAGCAAUGAAAUAUCCGCCGACCUGAUCUUAAACUUUAUGAAAUCACACGCACACCCACAGAUGCGCAAAAGAUUGCUAGAAAACAAGCCGUUGAUUCCUACGACGAUCAGUGAUCAGAUUCGUCUAUGGGAAAUGGAACGCGAUCGAAUUGUUGACCAGGAAGGUAUGCUUUACAAUCAAUUUAACUCCGCGAAUGACUUCGAAUUAAUCGAAAAAUACGCCAAAGAUUUGAAUGUCUUACUUUGGAGUAGCGCACAAAAACGGUGUGUGGUCGUUUCAAAAGCCGGUCAUGAAGAAGUGAAGCGAUUCUGGAAAAUGCAACGACCGAAGACGAGCAAUGAAUAA
This is a messenger RNA of Adineta ricciae, 1428 nucleotides long. The record is from the annotation of a GenBank genome assembly. Lineage: Eukaryota; Metazoa; Rotifera; Eurotatoria; Adinetida; Adinetidae.